AUGAUCCAAUGUUCCAUAUCCACACGUGUAAGAGAUGAUCCAAUGUUCCAUAUCCACACGAACCGACUGAACAGCGUCUUCUGGAAGGAUGAAGACGGACGUUUUUAUAAGGCACAGCUGAUGGAUCUAGAGAUCAAAAGUUGCGACGUCCUAGCGGCAUUUCGCUUUGACCAGCCCGAGCUGAUCAUCACAAUGUUCGGCACCGUGGGCGAUACGGAGACUCGAACCCACGACCCCGACCUAACUUCCGCCGACAAGACGGAGAAAAGUACACACGCCGAUAAGGGUCACGGUGCCAGCGAAGGUCAAGGUUACACUGAAAGUCAGAAGAAUGAUCUGACCUACCGCAACAUUCCAACGGAAGCAGUGUCAUACGCAGGCUGGGGAGGGGUACACAUGCUCCAGCCCGCACUUCGGAGAAGAUUUAUACAACUUCUCCAUGAAAUAGGUGCGUGGAUGCUGAGUGAGCACAGCGGCAAAUUUAUCCUUGAAAGUUCCAACCAGCCAUUCCCUGACGAUAUCACUGAGAAUUAUAAUCACUUUGAAGAGGACAAAUUUUUCUGGCCACCUGAUAUUACCUACAGUAGCGUGUGGUUUCAGGGACGAGGCAUGAAAUCCAUUGUUAACGAUUUACGAUGCACCGAGUGCGUCUUCAUUGCCCGUGGGGACGACAAGACACUGGAGAAAAUUGACGAGUACAUAAAAAACACGACGAAACACAUGCUCAUCAUCAAGGGCUCUGGUGGUUUAGCGGAUGUCCUCGCAUUCUUAAUUGAAGAGAAUGUUGAAAACAUGGAAGCUCAGGAGAUUUUUUCGUACAUAAACUCGAACCUGAAGGAUGGGGAAGAAAUGGAGGGUCAAGAAUCUUUGUCCCCACCCUCAAGUAACGGCAACAAAGACACAACAUCCCAAACACGGAAAAAGUUUGCCGAGACGGUGAAGCGGAUUUGCAAACAGUGUACGGUCUUCGAGCCUGACCUCUCUCUGCCGGAUUACGGCCUGAGCAAAUCCAUCCUUCAGAUUUGUUUCAAAAAUUCCGGUAAAAGAAACCCAGAGAUACUCAAGCUUUGUGUUGAUUUAAACUGUUUGGAAGAAGCGGAAAAACAGAUUUUUCUACCAGACUACAAAGGGGAGGAUUGUGUGUUUGUGUUGAGAACAGCCUUCUCGCGAGGCAAGGUGGACUUUAUCAAAGCUUUCUUGAUGAAUGGAGACUUCAAAGCUAUUUCUAAUGAGGAAUUUGUUAAGAUGAAUAUCAUGUCAGACUCGCGGGAUAUGCACUUCGAUAAAACCUACACAGGUAUCUUAUGGAAUGCUGAGGCACUUUCAAACACAGAUACGUGUAACAUUAUGGACCAUCUGUUUAGACAAGCUUUGGUUCUCAAGAAAUUUGAAAUGUCGUUUCUCUUUUGGAUAAAAACUUCGUCCCCUCUAGCGCAUGCCCUGCUGGCCUACAGAUAUUUGACGAAAAUCUCAGAGCCUGUGAGAAAUAUCGUGCAGAAAAAGGAGAUAGAGGACGCUGCUUAUAAAUACCAAGAUAUGGCAGUGGAACUGAUCAACGCCUGCUACGUGGAAAACCCUGACCUAACAGCCAACAUCCUGGCUCACAAAAGGAAAAUGUUGUUCAACAAUUCCUGCAUUGAGUACGCCCUCAUCUCUCGCAACGGGAAGUUCCUGAUGCAGCCUGCCUGCACCAACCAACAGAAGCGCUACUGGGACUGGGGCAUCUACUGGGAGUUCUACGACGAAAUCUCCAACGAUUACAGAAACGUCGAGACCAUCGUUGCGGAAAAGCCCGUUGUUACGGGAAAACCCGAUUCAUCAGAAAAGUCUCCAAAAGGUGAACAAGUUUUGAUCCGGGAAAAAUCCUCCGUCCCAGAUAACAAAAAGCAUUUAGAAAAAUCUGAAAGUUCUCACAUUGAAUGGCAUAAUGAUUCACUUAAAGGCGUAAUGAAAAAUAUUCACAAGUACUAUGUCCUGCUCUGUCCUCCAAAAGUCAUGUUCUCAUUGAAUGGGAUCGGACUUCUGAUUUUUCUGUACAUAUUCGGACAACUACUGCUCGGGCAACUUUCCCGGACAAAAAUUACCUGGUCCGAGUAUUACCUUCUGGUGUAUGUUGUGCUUGAGUUAAUGGAGGAGCUCUAUGAACUAUUCUUCCUCAAUCAAAGGAUAGGAAAAGAUCUGCCCCCCUCAGAGAUGACCUUACGCAAGAGAAUGUGGAGAAGGUUGUCCAAUUACCUGACCAGUGGCUGGAAUGUCGUGGACUACCUCUCGAUAUUUCUCUUCGUCAUUGGCGGAUGUCUGCGCAUGUACGCGUAUUUCCAGUCGGCUGAAACAGAAAUCUACGAGUACGCCCGAGUUGCUCUAUGCCUGGACUUCAUCGUCUUCACAGUCCGCAUGUUGCACAACUGCUACGCCAGCUCCUACCUCGGCCCUACUUUUGUCAUGAUACUGGAAAUCGUUACUGAACUAGUCCAGUUCCUGUACAUUCUGGCCGUGGUCUGGAUCAGCUACACCAUCACAUCUGAGGCCAUCUUGUACCCCAACUCCCAGCUCAACCGAUACAUGAUCUUCUACCUGUUGCGUAAAGCUUACUGGCAGAUGUUUGGGGAACUUUUUCUGGACGAGAUUGAAGCUGAAGAAUCCGGGGAAGGACUGAGUGACCUGGAGUGCACCACCGACCCGAACUUGUACUACACCUACAGGAAGCUGAGAUGUCCAUCCACCAUCGGCCGCUACAUCGCCCCAGUGAUGCUGGGGAUCUACAUCAUGCUGACAAAUGUCUUGCUCUUCAACGUCAUCACAGCCAACUUUACGAAAGGCAUCGAGCGUAUACAGGCUGAGUCCAACUUGAUCUGGAGGCUGCAAGUUCUGGACCUGACCAUCAACUAUUCCCAAGUCUUGCUCCUCCCUCCCCCCUUCACCUUCAUGUCCAUCUUCGCUCGUGUAUUCGAGAAGUCUUGCGGUCUAAAUUUGUUUCCAGAAUAUACAAACUCAAGGAUGAGGGCUAGGAUGAACGACUUGGAGCAUUUGGUCAUACAAAAGAAAAUUGAGCCUUUGAUACUCAAUCCAAACGAUCAGACAGGCCCUAAAGACAAUGUGAAUGAAAAUCUUUCAAAAUCGACGUUAUCUUCACGCUCGCAAGGUUUGAACAAAAACAAGUGGUCCAGUAUAGAAGGAUAUACAUGCAACUUAUGGAUACCAUUGUACAAGCACAUACCCAUCAGUAAAACAAUCCAAGUAACAACAGAAACCAGACUAGAUCCAGAGCCAGACAAGCAAAACCCGUACCUGUUGAAAAAAGCGUCAUUAAAAUUUAAUGAGUACGACAAAUAUUACAAAACUGACCGACGCAGUUACAUGGGAAAAUAUGAUGUUGUGGAUGGCUAUCCCAUAAUUCCAGUCCGAAACCAAGGUUAUGUCAGUUUUAAGAAGAAUUUUAGCAGGUGGGGACCGAACCAUUUUGGAAUUCCCAUAAUCACCAGAUUCAAAAUCGUCAACAGUCACAUCACUGUCAUAGAUGACGCUUUUGACUUGGAGUUUUUGGUGGAAAAUAUCAAAGAAGAUUCCAAAGAUGGGAUAGUUGUACGUUUUCCUAUGAUUGAGUGUGACACUAGGAAUGACCCAUUUGAAAAACUGUUGUAUGACCAGAUUAAACAGAAAGAUCAGAGGAAAUCGAGGUGGAAUUAUUUAAAAACCAAAUUUUGGUUGCGAUUACUGCUUUCGAGGUCAAAGACUACCAAUACUGAAGCAAAAGUGGAGCCUGGGAAAGAUUGGCCCAAUCCUUUUACACAACUGAAAAACCAGGAUAAAAAGAGUCAAAAUGCAACUCAAAAAACAAAGUUUCAAAACAACAAAAUAUCAGAUAAGCAUGAUAGGCUACCAGAUGCACUGGAAAACGAAAACCCGGCAAAUCAAAAAAUUCCAGAAAAAGAGGGUCCUGCUGACAAAACACUAGAGAAAGACUCUCUACCAGAAGAUGCCGCCAAAACACCCGAUGAGAAUCUUGUUGAAAGAAAAAUGAUGCGAAAUUAUCAGAAGCGAGAUCAGGUUUACAUCGGUUUCCAUAGCGACAAACGGACAACUAGGAACAGCUGGGCAGAGGUACGAGUCAUCAACUACCACAACCCCACCCAGGCGAACGUUAAUUUGCUCUGCAAGAACGCAAAGUUUUCCUGGAUCAGUGCAGACGAGUACUUGAAGCUAGAAAAACGGGACCAAGAAUACCUGGAGUUGGUGUGUAACAUCAGAAACGCCUGGUCACCCAAGAAAUACGAAUACAGAGCAAAAAGCGCAAAAAGCGCAAAAAGCGCAGCUCGUUAAACAAAAAACCUGCGGCAGCCAAUGUGAUAAACUUACUGGCCAUUGAUCUGUAUUGUACUAUACUAUAAAACUGGUAAAUCAACUGUAGCUUUUUUUCCCGCCUUAGACAUGUAAUUUACAGCGUCAGUUUCCCUUGCAUGUUCGCUUUAGUAUUACAGUUUUCAUCAUCGGCUUGUGAUGAUUGAUACAGAUUUACAAUAGUAAUAUUUCUUUCUUACUUGUAGCCUACUUUCAUUUAUUUAAUAUGGUUUACGUAUACAUAGAUCUAAUAAAAAACGACUGAAAUAUAUAAAAAAAACAACUGAAAAUGCAAAUGUGUAAUUAAAUGAUGAUUAAAGGGAUUUUUUUUUCUUCCAUCGG
Molecule: messenger RNA, 4680 nt
Organism: Physella acuta
Lineage: Eukaryota; Metazoa; Mollusca; Gastropoda; Physidae
Biological process (GO): calcium ion transmembrane transport
Cellular component (GO): plasma membrane
Molecular function (GO): ligand-gated calcium channel activity
Source: RefSeq, a predicted model, not a curated record